ACACACAAAUCAUAAUAUUAUUAUCAUUAUUAUGAUGAUUAUUAUUUAUGGAUGGACGCGGCGCUCCUUCUCCUGCUUCGUCACGACAAAUGGUUUUACCGAGCCGGUUCUUGUGCGGCGGACUUUUCAAGUCCACCAGGGGGGGGGUGUCAGUACGUGGUCACGUGGCCGCGCGGACAGCUGCCAGACACUCGGCGCCCUCCGACCGCUGGCCUUCACACACACUUUCGAGGGGCUGUGUGCGCUCGCCCUCUUCUCCAUUCCCGAUGGAUGUUCAGAGGCAACAGGGGCAGACGGCCGCGUGGCACCCGACGCAGAGCGCGACUCGUGCUGGGAACUCGCAGGAGUUGACGGUGGACGACGUGGAGGCGGCGCUCUACCGGCUGUAUUUCGACCCGGACAUGGAGCGCAAGAAUGCGGCCCAGAAGUGGCUCGGCGAGGCUCAGGCGUCCGCACAGGCGUGGCACUUCUGCUGGACCCUCUUAGGCCCGACCAAGGUCCCAGAGGUCCAGUUCUUUGGCGCCAGCACCCUCCACACCAAGAUCUCCUCUCACUGGAGCGACCUGCCUGCAGAGCAGCACGAGCAGCUGAGAGCGCAGCUCCUCUCCCACAUCUUGCACUUCUCGUCUGGGCCAAAAAUGGUGUUAACCAGGCUGUGUGUCGCACUGGCCUCUAUGGCCCUCAACUUAAUUCCCCACGUCUGGUCCCAGCCGGUUGCCGACAUGGUGCGAGCCUUCCGACCUCAGAGCCCCGAAGGCGCGAAGGCCACGCAGGAGCCUCGUCUGCACUGUCUGGCCCUGCUGGAGCUCCUGGUCGUACUUCCGGAGGAGUUCCGGAGCAGCCGCCUGACCCGGACUCGACGUGCCCAGUUGAGGGAAGCCCUGGCCGGGGAGUGGACCGCCGUGUGUCCGCUAUUGCGCCAGCUCCUCCAAAGCCGGGACUCGUCAGCCCCGGUGAAGGAGAAGGUUCUCCGCUGCCUGUCCAGCUGGGUGGGACUGGACGUGCCGCUCGGGGCCACGCGGGAACUCGUGCGGGAUUGCUUCGCGACUUUAUCCAACCCGGAGCUGUUUGACACCGCUGUCGAGACGAUUGUCAACGCCAUCUCGCAACCUGACUGCCGGAGGUACGGCAACGCUCUGAUGAGUCUAAUGCCUCGGGUUUUGGGUCUCCACGAUCAGCUGCGGACAGCGGCUCGGGCCGGGGACGCGGAGACGUCGCAUGGGAUUUGCCGAAUUGCUGUCGCUAUGGGCGAAACGCACUCCAGGGUUUUGUUGGAGCGAGUUGAGCGCUGGCAGGAGUUUCUGGCCUUGGUCAACAUGAUUCUGUUCUGUACCGGGAUUCCCGGUCAGUACCCGACCGGCGAGACGACCAGCUCCCUCACACUCACGUUCUGGUACACCCUGCAGGAUGACAUCUUGUCGUUUGAGGAGGAGAAGCAGGCCAUUUAUCUGCAAGUCUACAGGCCCGUUUACUUCCAGUUGGUGGAUGUGUUGCUACAUAAAUCCCGCUAUCCUUCCCAGGAAGACUACAACGCCUCCUGGUCUUCUGAUGACAAGGAGCAGUUUCGAAUCUACAGAGUGGACAUCGCGGACACGCUGAUGUACGUCUAUGAAAUGCUGGGAGCCGAGCUGCUCGGGAACCUUUACGAGCGUCUGGGCGGGCGGCUGACGGACCCCCAGCAGGCAGCGGGAUGGCAGGAAACAGAGGCUUUGCUGUUCGGCUUCCAGUCCAUAGCAGAGACCAUCGACGUCAACUACUCGGACGUCAUCCCGGGUCUUAUCGGCCUGAUCCCCAGAAUCGACAUCAGUAACGUCACGCUGGCUGACACAGUCGUGUACACCAUUGGUGCGAGGACUCCUACCACUAUAACAACGUUAUUCAGUCCUAUCACAGGUGUCACGCUUUUGACGGUGUCACGUAUCCGCCAAUGUUGCCAAGGAUCCCUGGCCGAGUGGCUGGCGGACCACCCGCUGAUGCUCGGGGCCACGUUACCCACGGUGCUGCGGGCUCUCGCGAGGCCCGAGCUCUCCGUGUCCAGUGUUUCCACUUUGAAGAGGAUCUGCAGGGAGUGCCGACACGACCUGGGGCCCUACGCUCGGGACGUUCUCGCCGUGUCCCAGGAUGUGCUGAUGAAAGAAAUCCAUAAGAGCAGCCAGUGCGCGUGGCUCAUGCAGGCUCUGGGCUUCCUGCUCUCCGCCCUGCCGGCGGACGACAUCCCGGGAAAGCUGCGCUCGCUCGUCGGCCCUCACGUCAGGCAGCUGGACGCGCUGGCCCGACAGGCGGCCGAUCCCGCCGAGAAAGCGGCUAUCGUUCGCAUCCUGGCGAUGUUGUCCGGCCUCUUCGGCGCCCUGGACGUCAACGGACACGCGGACGGCGCCGACGGCGCCUCGCCGCCUCCCCGUCCAAGCGCGCACAACCCAGUUGCGGUUGUACUACAGCAGUUGUACACGUUGAUCCAAAACAUCCUCAGCAAAUGGCUGGAGGACUCCGAGGUGGUGGAGGCAGUGUGCGCAUUAUUCCGUGAGUCCAUUGGAAGUCUCGGGCCGCUGGUGGCUCAGCUGAGUGAGACCCUGGGCCAGGCUUACAGCAGCUUCCCACAAGCGUCCGUGCUGGACCUGGCGUCUCAGAUGGUUCCCAUAUUUGCUGGAGACGAACGCCACAUCUCCUCCGUUCAAAGUCUGUGGACGACUCUUACCUCUUCCACACUGACAGUAUUUCAACAAGGCGUCAGGGAUCAUCCCGAUGUUGCAGAGUCCUUCAUGUACCUUCACGCUCAGAUUCUGAAACGAAAACCCGAUUUUUACCUGGACGCCGAUCAUCUGGAUGUGAAAGCACUUUUUUAUUGUGGAAUUCUGUCACUUCAAUUUCCUGAAACAGCCACAGUCAAAGCUGCCAGCGUCUUCUUUACGGAGUUCUUGCCUCGAUGUGAAGACGCGCCGUCUCUCGGCGAGGCGCUGCAGAGGGACGGAAAGCUCCUUACAGAGACCAUCCUGCAGGCCGUCGGCGGCGGAUCCCCUCGCGGUGUGACGGAUUUCUUCUCCGAGGUGCUUCUGAGUCUCAGCAGACAUUUCCCGGUUCCGCUGUCCCGAUGGCUCUCAGAAAGUCUGCGGUCGCCCGGAUUCCCCUCGGCGCACGUCUCGGCCGAGCAGAAACACAACUUCGCCGAGCAGCUUCUCGGGGAGCAAAGCAACAAGCGUGGCGUGAAGGAGAUGGUGAAGGAGUUCUCUCUGAUUUGCAGAGGCCUGCAGGGCUCCGGACGCUGUGAUCACUAGCCCACGUUUCCUCCCGUGACGCAUCCGCUGAGCUCAAAAACAGCAAGAUGCAACCGCUUUAGAGGACUCGAAGCAGAGCAUCCCUCGACUUCGAGGUGCCACGUCAGCAGAUUGAUUUUGGAUCAUCUUUGAUGUCCCUUUAUCGGCUUUGGGUCGAAAAUGUCGUUUUUCAAGCUAUUCUAGUUGCCCGGCAGUUGAGUUGAGACGGGCAGCUUUCUCAUUGAUAUUCCACAUGGAAAUAAGGCUUACUAUGAUUGGAUCCCUGAUCUUCUCUAUGGAAAUAUGGAAAACAGCUGAUCUUCUGGUAGAAAUAAGAUUUUGCUUGAGAAAAUAGA
Phyllopteryx taeniolatus (common seadragon) is the source of this 3607-nucleotide messenger RNA. RefSeq names its product importin-13-like. Gene Ontology annotation, cellular component: cytoplasm; nuclear membrane. Bases 48 to 3272 code for a protein of 1074 amino acids. The transcript is spliced from 20 exons. NCBI's taxonomy places the organism in Eukaryota, Metazoa, Chordata, Actinopteri, Syngnathiformes, Syngnathidae. Gene Ontology annotation, molecular function: small GTPase binding. Gene Ontology annotation, biological process: protein import into nucleus. The record is from RefSeq and is a predicted model, not a curated record.